AUGUCUGCAAAUUUGGCUGGAGGUGUCCAAUGCACAUUAAAUGUGCCUUUACUAGGAGAUGCCAUAGAUGAUGAUGAGAAGAGAGUUGUAGCCUCUGAUUCUCCAAACAAAAAUGAAGCAUCUUUUUUUCAUACAUGUCUUAAUGGAAGCAAUUCCAUUGCAGGUAUUGCAGCACAAUCAGUUGCAUAUGCAUUAGCCUCAGGAGGAUGGUUAAGUUUAGCACUAUUUUUUUCUAUUGCUGCAGUAGCAUUUUACACUGCCUUAUUAAUGAAAAGAUGCAUGGAAAAACAUUCCAACAUUAAAACAUUUCCGGACAUGGGUGAACGUGCAUUUGGAAAAACAGGAAAAUUAAUAGCAGAAAUAUCAAUGUAUACUGAGCUCUACAUGGUUUCGAUAGGUUUUUUGAUUCUUGAAGGAGACAAUUUGAGUAACUUAUUUUCUAUUCAAGAGUUUCAAGUGGCUGGUAUAUCAAUUGGUGCAAAGCAAUUCUUUGUGAUAUUAGUUGCACUAAUUAUUUUUCCGACGAUUUGUUUGGAAAAUCUGAGUUUGAUUUCUUAUGUAUCUGCAAGUGGUGUCUUUGCUUCUGCAGUUAUUGUAUUGUCAGUAGCAUGGACUGCAGCAUUUGAUGGAGUUGGUGUUCAUCAAAAGGGUGAUUUAUUAAAUUGGAAUGGUAUUCCUACAGCUGUUAGCUUGUAUAUGUAUUGCUAUAGUGCACAUCCCAUUUUUCCAGUUCUCUACACUUCCAUGAAGAACAAACGUCAAUUCUCAAAUGUCCUGUGUGUAUGCUUUAUGUUUGCAACAGCUACUUUUGCGUCAAUCGCUAUAAUUGGUUACUUGAUGUUUGGUUCAAAAGUUGAAUCGCAAAUAACAUUAAGCUUACCGUUAAAUAAAAUAAGUUCAAAAAUAGCGAUUUACACAACCUUGGUGACUCCAUUGUCUAAGUUUUCUUUGAUGAUAUUACCAAUUACAAACGCUUUAAAAGAGUUACUUCCAAAGAGUUACAAGAAUAAUAAAAUGGCCAACAUCUUUUUGAGUAUUAUUCUUCUAAUUAGUAUGGUGAUUGUUACAUUGGCUCUUCCAUUUUUUGGAUCUCUCAUGGCAUUGGUUGGAGCAUUUCUAAGUGUCUUGGCUUCUUUUCUGCUUCCUUGCUCGUGUUACUUGAAGAUUUCUGGAACUUACAGAAACUUUGGGUUUGAAACAAUGGCCAUAAUGAUAAUAAUAUUGGUAGCUAUAUUAAUGGGAAUAUGUGGGACAUAUACUUCAGUUGUUGAACUAGUACAAAAGUCUUCUAACAAAUAG
Messenger RNA from Lathyrus sativus (Indian pea), 1299 nucleotides. NCBI's taxonomy places the organism in Eukaryota, Viridiplantae, Streptophyta, Magnoliopsida, Fabales, Fabaceae. The record is from the annotation of a GenBank genome assembly.